GAUAGUUCAACUCAAUCAUAGUCAUAAUAUUACUUCGAUUUGGGGAAGUAAAGCAUAAAAACUUGUUUUACUUUUCAAUAGCAGCAUAACUCUAGCCCGGAGCUGUGUUGUAAAAACAACAAAAACAUUUUUAGAGUAAAGUAAAAACUUUUAAGACAGGUUUUGGAAGAUAUGACACAAAGCAGGCAAGUAGCUGCACCGGCUCAAGGAGGGCCAGAAAAUGAUAACAGCAACCAAGGAAAAGAAAAACAGAAGAAGCAAGGUAUUAAGAACAUGAAGGAUAAGUGUAUUUUAAUUUUUAUUGGACUUGUUUUGGGAAUAGUUCUAACUAUUCUUUGUUUUUCAAUUUGUUUAAAAGGUACAGAAACUCAACAUUUUUGCCCACAUGAUUGGAUUGGUUUCCAAGAUAAAUGUUAUUAUUUCUCUAAAGAAGAAGGGGAUUGGAAUUCAAGUAGAUACAAUUGUUCCACACAACAUACUGACCUAACUAUGAUUGACACAGUUGAAGAAAUGCACUUUCUCAGGCGACACAAAUGCACUAGUGAUCACUGGAUUGGGCUGGAGAUGACAGAAAAUCAAAUAAGAAAAUGGGUAAAUGGAACCGUAUUUAACAAAUGGUUUACUGUGAGAGGGAAUGAAAAAUGUGCCUACCUCAAUGAUGAUGGUGUGGCAACAGCUAGAUGCUACACAGAAAGAAAAUGGAUUUGCAGAAAAAAAGUACACUAAGUACGAUGCCACCACAGCAUGGCUUGACAAGCAGCACUAAGUCCACUCUGGGGAUCCGAAC
Molecule: messenger RNA, 787 nt
Organism: Equus quagga
Lineage: Eukaryota; Metazoa; Chordata; Mammalia; Perissodactyla; Equidae
Gene: CLEC2B
Product: C-type lectin domain family 2 member B
Exons: 6
Coding region: 172-726 (184 amino acids)
Cellular component (GO): external side of plasma membrane
Source: RefSeq, a predicted model, not a curated record